UGUGAAGCAAAGAGACUGAUUGACUUUGAAUCAGAAGGACUCCAACAGUUCAGCCUGUCUUCUUCUCCCAGUCAUUCUUGUACUGAAGAUCAAUGGAUGCUGAAGAAAGCAGCUGUGCAAAUGUGCAUGUGGACUCUUAUACUUACAGGCAACUGAUCACUUUGAUUCAUCAGUUUCUCGAGGAGGAGAAUUUCGAAGAGAGUCUUCAUCUCUUGGAGCACGAAUCACAGAUUUAUUUCAACCUGAGGUAUUUUGGGGACAUAAUUAUCAAUGGUGAGUGGGAGAAGGCAGGAAAUUAUCUUUCUGCAUUUGCAAGGACUGGUGAUAGUUUUUGGUCAUCGAAGAUAUUCCAUAGGAUGCGGGAACAGAAGUGUCUUGAGACAAUGCUCAGAAAUAACCUUGCUGAGGCCGAAACCUUUUUGCAGAAGGAUUUAAGUCUGAUCUCUGCUUCUGCUGCUGACAACUAUGAGGAGUUUACCAGGGUCCAUUUUUCAGAAAGUAUCAGGAAUGAUGAGAAAUUAUCCUGGUACAUUAAGACAGUAUACACAUACACAAGGGCCAAUUUGCAGAGUGAUCUGAAAAAGUUAAUAGAGGAAAAUGAUAUUUUCCAAGACAAACUCUCGCUUCCAAAAUUGAAUGCUUCUGGACUUUUUUCAAUAAUGCGUCUAAUACACCCAUGCCCAGAAAAGGAAACAAGCAUUAAAGUAAAUCAGCUAUUCAUGUUUAAUACGCGUUUAUGCCUUUUAAUUUUUUUUGCCACAAAUGCCCAUUAUUUGAUUAUGUUCCUGAAAAUAAAUUUAGAAUAUCAGACUAUGAACUUCAUGUGCUUUUAUGUUGCCUGGUUCGGUGCUGAGUCUUCUCAUCUGAUACAUGCACAGUAUAUAUGCAAAGAAAUAAUUUACUUAAUUCUUCAGUUUCUUGAUGAAGAAAAGUUCAUGUUGACUCGUCACAAAUUGGAGCAAGAAACAAAGAUGUUUUUCAAUCUUAAUCAUUUUGGGAAAUUAAUUAUUGAUGGAGAAUGGUAUGAGGCAGAGAAGUACCUUUCAGCCUUCACAAAAUUGGAUGACCAGUAUCCAUUACAGAGAAUUUUUAAGAUACAAGAAGGAAGACACCUUGAAGCUUUUGAUGGAAAGAUUGACUAUUUAUCCAACUUAACCGAUGCUUCUUCUGUAAGAGCUGACCUCCUUGAUGGUCGGAAUCGAUUAAUUAGCAAGUAUCCCAUUUUGCAAGAUAAAAUCAAGUUUCCUUGCAUGAAUAAAUCAAGGCUCUUGACAAUAAUCAAGCAGAGUAUGGAUUGGUGGGUCCCCCAUUAUAUAAAAGCAAGGGCUAAUCCUGAUAACGGUACUUUUUCUGUGGAUGCUAUACCUAGAGUAUCUUACCUUUGUUGUGGUCCAUUUGUUCCCAUUAGUUCAUCUAGUUUGGAGACCGGAGAAUCAGGCACGCCAUGGACUUGUGGGUCUAAUGAUGCAAGCUGCACUACUGAUGUGAAUUCCGGGGUCAGCCUGAAGAGAAUAGAUAAAUCUGAAUUCCAAGUUACAAAGAACUGCUCAUGCCAGAAAGAGAUGGAAAUAGGAAGCAACGACCAGAUAAACCAAAAUUGUGGAGUUGGCAUAAAGUCAUCAACUGAGAUAAUAGAGAUCAAUGAACCAUCUCAAUGCUGCAUGCUUGUACUUCCUAAUGAUUCAGUGUUCGCAAGGGUUGCUAGAUUAAAUUUUACGUGUUCAGGGGAUUUCUUAUUGGCCUUAGCCCAAAAUGCUGUGCACAAACUUUGGCUUUUAGAUGAUGACAAAUGCUUGUCAGGAAAGGGAAUAACUGAUAUUCAACCUUCGGUACAUCAAUCUUCGAAUGGGCAAGUCAUGACUAAUCAUGCAAGUGAAAACGAGAAGGACAUUGAUUACUGCUUUGCACUGAAAGAUCAUCAUCUGCUGUCAGCAUCUGGUGGAAGGAUCUCCAGAUAUAAUCUGAAGACAUUUGAGACAGAGGAAACAUUUGCAGUCCCUCCACAUGUGGCUACCUAUUUCAUCUCUCUCUCUCAAGAUGUCUUUGCUAUUGCUUUUGAUGAUUCAAGAAUUUUAAUUUACUGUACCUGCACUAAAAAGCAGGUCAAGGCCGAGCUCCAAGGUCAUCUAAAGACUACAUGUCUUGCUUUUUCUCAAAAUUUAAACGUGCUCGUGUCAUCAGGAGAUGAUGCUCAGUUGUGUGUUUGGGAUGCAGAUGGAUGGAAGAAACUGGCAAGUAAGACUCUGUGCAGUUUGCAUUCGGUGCAGGUGCUGGACCCACCUGUAGUGAAUUACAUUGAAUUCCACAAGGAUCAAAUUCAUUUACUAACUGUCAAUGAAAGGCAGAUAGACGUAUAUGAAGCACCUAUGCUGAAUCACUUUAUGCAGAGUGCUCCACCAGAAUCAGAUCUUCCAAUUACUUACGCCACUUAUUCAUGUGACGGUGAGUCAAUUUUUGCGAGCUUCAAAAGUGGGUGCGUAAAAAUCCUCUCGAGCGAGACACUUGAUGUGAGAUGCAGGAUCACCCUUACUGCAUAUGCGCAACCAAACCCAAGCUUGGAGGUUUAUCCUACUGUUGUGGCAGCACAUCCACUAAAACCUAAUCAAAUUGCUCUUGGGCUUACUGAUGGUAGAGUUGUUCUUCUCGAGCCUCUUGCUUCUGAAGGAGAGUAGAGAAAGGAAGGCCGAAUUUGU
Messenger RNA from Prosopis cineraria, 2693 nucleotides. RefSeq names its product topless-related protein 4. Gene Ontology annotation, molecular function: protein binding. NCBI's taxonomy places the organism in Eukaryota, Viridiplantae, Streptophyta, Magnoliopsida, Fabales, Fabaceae. Gene Ontology annotation, biological process: regulation of DNA-templated transcription. The record is from RefSeq and is a predicted model, not a curated record.